Molecule: messenger RNA, 495 nt
Organism: Peronospora matthiolae
Lineage: Eukaryota; Oomycota; Peronosporomycetes; Peronosporales; Peronosporaceae
Source: the annotation of a GenBank genome assembly
AUGCAGUGGCCUUUUUCAUUUUUCCUAAUCGCACUUGCAGCUGUGGAUACCGCUGCCCAAGCAACAGGUCAAGAAGUAGAGAUCCUGGUUGGCGCGGGGUGCGCAUUCUCCAAUUACUCGACCUUGCCAAAUGCGACCAAAAGCGAGCCUUCCUAUCGUCUACAGCUUGACCCUGGGCUCGGGGAGGGCAUCUACGUGCUGCAUUUCACGCACUUCAACCUUCCCGAAUCCGAUCGUCUGGUACUUGGGGCUUCCGGAGAUCCAGAGACGACACCAGCGGUGGCCGUGCUGUCGGGAAAGAAUGCAACGGGCAACUUUCACUCGACCGCGAUAUCGGGGAACGGAGUCGUCCUGGAACUAUUCAAGACUCCGGUAUCCGAUCAAUCCAGUUCGACUUCGUGUCGAGGCUUCACCGUGGACCGAUUGCUCUUUACCCCGAAAGAGCUCGUGGAUGAGGCGCAGCACCUACAAGUGGCUGUCAAUGUAACGGGGUGA